AGGCGGGGAAAUCUGCUUUAGUUCCUGCCUACUAGAAGUGGGACUUGCAGAAGUCAAAUUAGCGAUUACAAACUGCGUGUUCUCGUGACCUUUCUAGAGAGGACUGUGUAAGCUGGGAAUUUCCCCAUCUGAUUAUGGCUUUGCCGUUCCUCAUCGAUAAAUAAUUUAGUUUUUGCGUUUUAGUUCCAUCUCAGGAAAAACCAAACAGUAAACGGCCAGCAAGUGGAGUUGAAUGACGCCGCCACAAGCAGGCGAGGAUGCCUUAAACUCAGAGCGGCGGGCGUGCAGCCUGGCGCCCUCUUUGUCAUAACGUCACGGCAUCGGAAAGAAGCCGAGCCCCAGAGGUUUCUAGAACACCGCUCUGUGAGGCGGCGUUAAUGCCAGCCGAGUCUUCGGGCCUGUCUGCGAGCUCGCGUGGGUGCUAGGCCGUCCGCACUUCUGCGCACGCGCACGGGGACGUGGCGCGCCUCAGUUCAACCGUCGCGGGGGCGUAGCGCGCCUCAUUUCAACCGUCGCUGGGGCUGGUGAGCUCCUGCCUUCCCCGGUCUGCCCCCGGGCGGUCCCUGAGGGGUCUCUAUGGCGACCGGACGUGGUCGGUUCCUGAAGCAGCGCUGGCUCGGUCUCCAGGCGGUGCAGCGGACUCUCCGUGGCGCGGCGCCGGGGAGUGCCGGGGAGGCCGUGGGGCCCGCUGGGACCUCCGGGUUCAGAAAGGGGCCAGGUGUCCAAUUUGUGGCUGGCUGUACUGCUCAGAGGCAAUAUGCCAGAUGUGAACAGCGCUGUGAGAAAUCCUCCUCUAAAUGUUCUGUAUCCCUGGAUGGAAUGCCUCUGGAAAUCUUGGUGAAGAUAUUUUCCUACUUGGAUGCUGUGAGCCUGCUAUGUACUGGAUGUGUGAGUAGGCGCUUUUAUCAUCUGUCCAAUGACAAUUUUAUUUGGAUCAGAAUCUACUCAACUGCUUUUUUACCUAAAAGACGUAAUUGGAAAGUUAAUUCAGUAGAGGAGACAGCUGUGUCUAUGAACUUACUCUCAGUUGAGGAUAAAGAAGCUGGAUAUUGGAAGAAAGAAUAUAUUAAAAAACAAUUAGCAUUUGUAAAAUCAGCACUAGCUCAGGUUCUCAAACCUGUCAACCCUGACACAGGCCUUCCGGUUAAAACUAAAGAGGCCCUCAGAAUAUCUGGUUUAGGUUGGGCAAUUAUACUGAAAGAAGAAAGUGGAAAAGAAUAUUUUAUGGAGCAUGUUGAUCUUUCUGUAAAUGAUACGUCAGUUACUGUUGUGUGGUAUGGCAAAAAUUGGCCAUGUUUAGCCACAUUGUCAACCUUAGAUUUGUGUGGUGUGACGCCAGUUUUUAUGCAUCGUUAUAAAACCCCCACCAAAAAUGGACCUCGGUGGUAUUCUUUAAUUACAAAGUACAAUCUUAGUUGUUUAACUGAAUCCACCCUGAUUGGCUGCGACAGACUCAUUCGGAUCUUCUGCCUAAAUCCUGGCCUUCUCGUGGGGCUGUGGAAGAAGGAGGAAGAACUGGCUUUUGUCAUGGCAAGUCUUCAUUUCCAUCACCUUGUGGAGAGGAGCACAUUAGGCUCUGCUUCUAUUCCCUAUGAGCUGCCUCCUCAUAGCCCCUUUUUGGAUGACAGCCCAGAGCACGGACUGCAUGGCUACCAACUCCAUGUCGAUAUGCACGGUGGUGGAGUUUUCUACCUAUGUGGUACAUUUCGUGAUCUCUUCACCAAAAAAGGAUACAUUGAAAAUGGAUACAUGAAGCUCAUUGUUAUAAAUUUUAAAAAUAACAGAGAACACCUACCUCUCGUUGGAAAAGUUGGCCUCUCUUGGAGAACUAAUAUUUUUGAUGGCUAUGUAAAGAGUUGUUCUAUAAUGGAUGUAACUCUUUUGGAAGAAUGUGGGAAACCCUUUUGGUGUUUCAGUUCUCCAGUUUGCAUGAGAUCUGCUACCAUACCCUCUUACGGUUCUGAUUUCUUGGGACAGACAUACUAUGUGGACUACAAGGAUGCAGAAGGAAAGGUGCACAUGGAGCUGGUGUGGAUUGAAAAGACUGAAGAGUACUUCAUUGUCAGCCUAGUCCUUUACCUUAGUGUAGCAAAAAUAAACCAGUGGUUUGGGACAGAAUACUAAAUAGUAGUAGUAGGUGUCAAAUUAUUGUUGCUAUUUAGCUGUUUACUUUUGAGUAACUGCUUUGUUUUUGGUGUUGGC
Messenger RNA from Cynocephalus volans (Philippine flying lemur), 2202 nucleotides. It is a transcript of the gene FBXO15, whose product is annotated as F-box protein 15. Bases 577 to 2124 code for a protein of 515 amino acids. The transcript has 10 exons. NCBI's taxonomy places the organism in Eukaryota, Metazoa, Chordata, Mammalia, Dermoptera, Cynocephalidae. Gene Ontology annotation, molecular function: protein binding. Gene Ontology annotation, cellular component: SCF ubiquitin ligase complex. The record is from RefSeq and is a predicted model, not a curated record.